Cutaneotrichosporon cavernicola is the source of this 1449-nucleotide messenger RNA. RefSeq lists its product as uncharacterized. The record is from RefSeq and is a predicted model, not a curated record. The coding region runs from base 1 to 1449 and encodes 482 amino acids. Lineage: Eukaryota; Fungi; Basidiomycota; Tremellomycetes; Trichosporonales; Trichosporonaceae. The transcript has 4 exons.
AUGCCUGCAGCUUCCACUAUCUCCAACUCGCCCGCUGAGUCACCCAUCAAGCCCCAUAGUUGGUCACCAGCGAGCUUGCGAGUCUACACUCUCAUCCUCGACGCGAGCAGCCCCAUGUUCCCUUAUGGUUGGACCCCGGAGGGACUAAACGACACGUCUCGCUCCAACUCGUCUAUCCUCUCGUUCCUUGGAACUGGUGUCACUGUGAAAGGAUCUGCGCAACCAAACACCACCUACCAACUCACGAACCCUAACGACACGCACCAAAGUCUUCUAGAGCCUGAAGGCGAUGUCCUCCUCAACAGCAGCGGCUCGGACAAGCUGCUGCAGGCCCUGAGUUUUGAGCCAAUCCCUACUGUCACCAGCGUGGUGAUUUCCAGUACGAUGGAUGUUGAUGACCCGAACCGUCCGGAAAACCUUGAUACGAUUCCGCUGGUGGACGAGGUGGAUGGUAAUCAUACCCUCACAUCCGACGCCAAGGUGACCUUCACGGGCAGUACCAUCAAUGGUGAUGUGGUAUAUCUGGCCGAGAACAACGCGAUUGAAAUCAAGCUACCCAGUAACACCACGCGAGUCAUGGUCUUGGGCGUUACGGAUCCCGACUUUGGAACGUACAGGGCCUCCCUCAUCACGAAGAACCCCGACACGGAUGUGAACACGUUCAACAGUUCUGCUUACCGUUCGGAGAAGAACCCGAACGAACAGCCCUACUACGACAUCACGCUUGAUCCGCAGCAGGACAGUGUGUACAGCGUCAAGGUGCUGGCCGACGGAAAGGGGAUUGGCCUGAAGACAGUCAAGAUUUGGUAUUCGACAAAGGACAAGCCAGAGGAUGUGAAGACGGGGAAAAACGCGGUCGGCAAAAACAAGUCUAAUCACAUUGGGCCCAUCGUCGGCGGUGUGGUGGGCGGUGUUGCUGCAGUGGCCAUCGUUGGUGGUCUAUUCCUUUGGUUUCGCCGCCGCAAGCAGCAAGACGACAAGCUGGCCUACCGCCGAGUCGUUCCGUUCACUGGUGGCGCGGCUCACCCAAGCGACCCCGUCACGGCGGAAGUCGGCACUCCAGGUAGUCUCAACGUUUCGAGUCCGCAACUGAAUGCCACGUCCAUGCGUGGAGUCAAUGUGCCCGUCGCGGCCGCACCCCUACUCGUUGACGGUAGCAGCGUGGACUCGAACAUGCAUGUGCCACCUCUCUCUGCCACUGGGAAUAUUUCGGUCAAGGAAGAGCUGCCUGUUUACGACACCAGCUGGAAGAGCACGGCGUCUGGCGACGAAAAGCCCAAGCAGCGCGGGUUCAUUCCGCGUCGCCGGUCGCAGCGCAGCGUUGCGUCGACGGACUCGUCGGUUUACGGCUCGGACGUCGAGGAAGACACUCAUCUGCGCGUCGGCGAUUCGCGUACGAGAGUUUCGCGCUCCCAUCGCUCGUCGUCAUCGAAGCGUCCCGGAAAGUGA